This is a messenger RNA of Chrysemys picta bellii (western painted turtle), 595 nucleotides long. The record is from RefSeq and is a predicted model, not a curated record. Lineage: Eukaryota; Metazoa; Chordata; Testudines; Emydidae.
UUCGGAUGCGGAUCUGGUCCUUUUCCUCAGCUGCUUCUCCAGCUACCAGGACCAGAUGGAGACCCGUGCGGCUGUGCUUGACACUGUCAAGCAGAAGCUGAACCGGUGCCGACAGACCAUCGCCUUCAGCGUUGACGUGGAGGUUUCCCAGCCGAAGGAGAAGGGCACCUGCCCGCGCUCGCUUUCCAUCACCAUCCAGUCGAAGAAGCCGUGGGAAUCCAUCGAGGUGGACGUGCUCCCGGCCUACGAUGCCUUAGGGCAGGUGACUCCUGGCAGCAAACCUUCCCCCCAGGUCUAUGAGGAUCUGAUUCGGGCCAGAGCCGGGCCCGGUGAGUUCUGCACCUCCUUCACCGAGCUGCAGAGGGACUUCGUUAAGCGUCGCCCGGCCAAGCUCAAGAACCUGCUGCGGCUGGUCAAGCACUGGUACAAAGAGGUGAGGUGCCCUGCCCUGCCCCGCCCUGGUCAGUGAUACCCCCCUUGCUCCUUCUCACGCUCCGCCAGCCCUAGGGGUUACCACUGUAUGUUAAUGCGAGUUCAGCUGAGGAGCUCUCCCGGCUGACAAAAGAACCUCCCACACCUUAAAAACCCCUCUGGA